This is a messenger RNA of Mus musculus (house mouse), 933 nucleotides long. It is a transcript of the gene Tas2r131, whose product is annotated as taste receptor, type 2, member 131. NCBI's taxonomy places the organism in Eukaryota, Metazoa, Chordata, Mammalia, Rodentia, Muridae. The record is from RefSeq and is marked provisional. The transcript has a single exon. Gene Ontology annotation, biological process: G protein-coupled receptor signaling pathway; signal transduction; detection of chemical stimulus involved in sensory perception of taste. The coding region runs from base 1 to 933 and encodes 310 amino acids. Gene Ontology annotation, molecular function: G protein-coupled receptor activity; bitter taste receptor activity. Gene Ontology annotation, cellular component: membrane.
AUGUAUAUGAUACUGGUAAGAGCAGUAUUUAUAACUGGAAUGCUGGGAAAUAUGUUCAUUGGACUGGCAAACUGCUCUGACUGGGUCAAGAACCAGAAAAUCACCUUCAUCAACUUCAUCAUGGUCUGUUUGGCAGCUUCCAGAAUCAGCUCUGUGCUGAUGUUAUUUAUUGAUGCAACCAUACAAGAACUAGCGCCUCAUUUCUAUUAUUCUUACCGUCUAGUAAAAUGCUCUGAUAUAUUCUGGGUUAUAACUGAUCAACUAUCAACAUGGCUUGCCACCUGCCUGAGCAUAUUCUACUUAUUCAAAGUAGCCCACAUUUCCCAUCCCCUUUUCCUCUGGUUUAAGUGGAGAUUGAGAGGUGUGCUUGUUGUUUUUCUUGUAUUUUCUUUGUUCUUAUUGAUUUCUUAUUUUCUACUGCUUGAAACACUUCCUAUUUGGGGAGAUAUUUAUGUAACCCUUAAAAACAAUCUGACCUUAUUUUCAGGUACAAUUAAGACCACUGCUUUUCAAAAGAUAAUUGUUUUUGAUAUAAUAUAUUUAGUCCCAUUUCUUGUGUCCCUAGCAUCAUUGCUCCUUUUAUUUUUGUCCUUGGUGAAACACUCCCGAAGCCUUGACCUGAUUUCUACCACUUCUGAAGAUUCCAGAACCAAGAUUCAUAAGAAGGCCAUGAAAAUGCUGGUGUCUUUCCUCAUUCUCUUUAUAAUUCACAUUUUUUUCAUGCAGUUAGCACGGUGGUUAUUAUUUUUGUUUCCAAUGAGCAGGCCAAUUAAUUUCAUCUUAACAUUAAAUAUCUUUGCCUUAACUCACUCAUUUAUUCUCAUCCUGGGAAAUAGCAAUCUUCGACAGAGAGCAAUGAGGAUCCUGCAACAUCUUAAAAGCCAGCUUCAAGAGCUGAUCCUCUCCCUUCAUAGAUUCUCCAGUCUUUACUAG